AUGGCAACUACAGCACAAUGCUGCAAGACCUGUGGGAGAACCCUUGUUAAGAUACGUGGGUCACAAUAUGAAAUAUGUCCUGUAUGCCAGGCUAUUAACCUUUUCAACACAAAGAUCAAAGGCCGCAUGCCAUCUCGAAUUCAACGAUUUAUGAGUGGUGUACAGGAUGAUGAUCAAGGACAAGCUUAUAGGACAUCAGCCGUACCGCAGUUGUCUCGUUUGCUAAACAGCAGAAUCCAACAUCUAAUUCCUCAGGUGCAUGGGAAGAAGAGGGCUGUUCUAUGUGGUGUGACCUAUAAUGGCCACAAAAAGAAACUUGAAGCCAGUGUUCGAAAUGUUAGGAGUAUGCAACAAUUACUAGUGAACAAACUGGGCUUUCCAAAUGCUUCCAUCCUCAUCCUUACAGAAGAGGAAUCAGACCGCUCUAGGAUUCCAACAAAACGUAACAUACAAAUGGCAUUACGGUGGCUCGUCCAAGGUUGCCAAUCUGGGGACUCAUUGAUGUUCUACUAUGCAGGGCAUGGAUGCCAAGUGCCUGAUGAAGAUGGAGAUGAGAUUGAUGGAUAUGAUGAAGCAUUAUGCCCUCUUGACUAUAAAGUGGUGGGAACAAUACUAGAUGAUGAAAUAAAUGCCACCAUUGUAGCACCACUGCCUCGUGGAGCAACACUUCAUAGUUUUGUCGACACUUGCUUCAGCGGAACUGUCCUAGAUCUACCUUUUCUUUGCAAGAUCAACAAGGAUGGACUCUAUAUGUGGGAAGAACACCAACAUUCAAAUAAAGGAACUAAUGGCGGAAAAGCAUUUUGUAUUAGUGCCUGUGCUGACGAUCAGAACUCAGCAGAUACAUCGGCUUUCACAGGCAAUCCUAUAGGUGCAUUUACCUUUAGCUUCAUCCAAGCAAUUGAAAGCGAAAGCAAACUGACAUAUGGAAGGUUACUUAGCUCCAUGCGCAAAAAAGUUCAUCAAGCUCAACAAGUGGUAGGCCGAUUCGUACCAUUUGCAUCUUCAAUGUCGCAGGAGCCUCAGUUAUCCUCAUCCACGAGAUUCGAGAUUUAUUCUGAGCCUGUAAUAUUAUGUCCUAGAUAAAACAUCUAGCCGGUGUUAACCCGAAUAAACCAUACAAAAAUUUAGCAAAAACUUGUGGCAUUAAGGCCUAAGCUAGCUAGGGUCUGCUAGAAUGAUUGGGACUUCUUUUAGAUACUCUAGAUCUAAUGAGUUUCAGUCUUGUACUUAUCUAUUACCUAAGACAUUAUACAUGAAAUAGUCCAUUGCAUGAGGAGUGGUCUUGGAUGGCAUGGGUUUCAAAUAUGCCCAUUAUCGAUAUUGUAUGGGCUGUUUUGAAGAAUUUCCUAAGCCAAUGGAUACUGUAUGCAUG
Cynara cardunculus var. scolymus (artichoke) is the source of this 1375-nucleotide messenger RNA. Its product is annotated as metacaspase-1-like. Gene Ontology annotation, biological process: proteolysis. The record is from RefSeq and is a predicted model, not a curated record. Bases 1 to 1086 code for a protein of 361 amino acids. The transcript has 5 exons. Gene Ontology annotation, molecular function: cysteine-type endopeptidase activity. NCBI's taxonomy places the organism in Eukaryota, Viridiplantae, Streptophyta, Magnoliopsida, Asterales, Asteraceae.